Messenger RNA from Adineta steineri, 876 nucleotides. The record is from the annotation of a GenBank genome assembly. NCBI's taxonomy places the organism in Eukaryota, Metazoa, Rotifera, Eurotatoria, Adinetida, Adinetidae.
AUGAAAACGCAUUAUCUUAGCGAUCAACAUCAGUAUAUAUUAUCUCUCAAAACUGCUGAAUAUAUUGAUCCAAAACAUCGACAAGCACAGAUUGAGAAUUGUUUGGAAAUAACGAAAAAUGAACAUAGAGAAUUACAUGAAACUAUGAAUAACAUUUUACCAGCCAUGGAAACUUUAUCAUUGAAUCAAGAACGUAUAAAACUUGAAGCGAGUAAUAUCAAAACAAUUAUUGAACAGAAUCAACGAAAUAUGGAUGAGUUAAAAAAACAAUCCAAUGAAAACAAAAAACCCCUAGAAGAAUCAGUAGAAAAACAAAGUCAAUUACAAACAGAUAUGAAUAAUAUUAAACAAGCGACUGGAAAAGAUCCAGUUUUAAUAUUAGAUAAAGAUUGUACUGCAACUCUCCCUUUUAAUUCUCCAAAUACGUUACCUUUUUCACUGGAUCCAGUAAAAAUUAUAACUUCGAAAUAUGGUUAUCCAUUUACAAUACGUCUAUGCUCAACAAAUGAAUCCAAUCGAGAUUAUCUAUCGAUUUUUCUUACUUUACACCGUGGAAAAUAUGAUAAUCUUAUACCAUAUCCGUUUAAAUACAAUAUUCAUUUUAUUUUAUGGGAUCAAUCGAAUCAACAAAAUCAUAUUGAAUAUAUUCUAAAACCAGACGCCAAUUCAUCUUCGUUUGCUCGACCUAUACAAGAAAAAAAUGAUGAAUAUGGUAUAAUUAAAUUUUGCCUACUUGAAUAUCUUACCGAUACACAAAGUAUUUAUGUUAAAGAUGGAAUAUUUUUCAUCCGGGUAUUUGUGGACAUUUUAAAUACUGGGAAAAAUCCAUUUCAAACGAAGAGCAGCAUGGAUAAUACUGAAAUGAUCUGUACAUAA